This is a messenger RNA of Punica granatum (pomegranate), 1009 nucleotides long. Lineage: Eukaryota; Viridiplantae; Streptophyta; Magnoliopsida; Myrtales; Lythraceae. The record is from RefSeq and is a predicted model, not a curated record.
AUAUAUAUAAAAGAGAGAGAGAGAGAGAGAGAGGGGCAAACUAAAAGGAGGAGACAAGGAGGAAUUAUUGGUUUCCCUUGUAGGUUGCGGAGCGGGCGCCGGUGAGCUAAGCUGAAGCUGAAGGCUUGAAGCUGAGUUGAAGCUGCACGUAGGAUCGAGAGAUAUAUAUGGGAAAGGCAAGGAGCAUAGGGAUAGGGAUGGACUACUCUGCCACGAGUAAAGCAGCGCUCAGGUGGGCGGCAGAGAAUCUGGUGGAUGCAGAUCAGGACAGUCUCAUCUUGAUCCAUGUUCAACCCCCCAAAUCCGAUCAUUCCCGCAAGCUCCUCUUCGAAGACACCGGCUCCCCUUUGAUACCAUUGGAGGAAUUCAGAGAGAUCAACUUGUCCAAACAGUAUGGCCUAACCUAUGAUCCUGAGGUCCUUGAUAUCCUAGAUACCCUCUCCCGGUCCAAAGGGACUAAGGUGGUGGCAAAAGUCUAUUGGGGGGACCCAAGAGAGAAGCUGAGUGAUGCCAUUGAAGAUCUCAGACUCGACUCGCUUGUCGUGGGGAGCAGGGGAUUAGGCCCUCUUAAAAGGGUGUUGCUGGGGAGUGUAAGCAACUAUGUGGUGACGAAUGCCUCAUGUCCAGUCACAGUGGUGAAGGGUGCCAAGCCUUAAUAAUGAUAAUCAUAACUAAAAUGAGCGAGCAAGCUAGUAUGCAUACCUACAUUGACCUGCCAUUGUGUGUGAGUAAUGCUCGAUCGUCUUUCUCAGUGUUAUCAUUAUUAUCAUUAUUAUUACAUUUUGGAUUGAUUGAUAUGUCGACUGAACAGUAAUAAAACUAGUGCAGUCCGCACUGCAGCGCAGCGUCUGCUCUUAACUCUCAUAUCAUGCGGAAAAUGCAUUGAGAUGUCAGCCUCUGUAAUUUUGUUUCCUUGCUUGUCCAUCUGUACAAUACAUACGUACAUACAUGUGUAUUCAUUAUGUGUAAUAUGUCAAUGGACUUAUUGCGUAUGAUUUGGCUUUGCCAA